AUGAAUCGUUGGCUGAACAGGAAGAAGGAUGGCAGUGAGGAUGUGGCCGCUGCAAAGAAGACAAAGAAGGGCAAGAAGGGUCAGGAGGAGCCCAAACCAGAGUUCGAUCUCAGUGCCGCGCUUCCCAAGGCAGACGACUUCCGGACAAGUCUAAUCAUGCCUGGCCUAUCUACCCGCUUCAGCAUGUUGAAGGAGCAAGACGACCCAGACUCCAAGAUCGGUAAGGCCAGCGACGACAGUGUACUACAACCGAAACGCCAAUCACGCCUCCACGAGUUUGGUUUCGUCCCUGGUGGCCUCUCCGAUAUUGCCGAAGUCUCCUCCCUCAAUGGCUCUAUUCGACCGCCCUUUGCAAACGAGCGAACCAAUUCCUUCGACAGCAGCAGAGACGACGAUGGCUCCGGUAGCAUGAUGAGCAGAGCUAGACCUGGCGAGGGCAACGUCUUGUUUGGAGGAAGGCAGAAGAUCUACAUGAUCUCCAACAGUAACGCUAAGGGUACUGGACGGACACUAUACGACGACGACGUCAACAUGUCAGCAUACCAACGACUUCGACAAGAGGAAAAGGAAAGGCUGAGGCAACAAGCGGAGGAAAACGAGGGACAGCAUUCUGAGCCAUCUAGCCCUACGGAGCUCAGUCGUAAGAGGGAGACUUCAUCAUCCACCAACUCGGGCACAGUGAACACGCGUACGUCCACGGCUGCGACAUCAAUAGCAUCACAAGGUACCAACUCCGUAACAGCGUCCUCUCCUGCCUUCCCGCCCGCAGGUGCCCCUAUGACAUCCCCCGAUCUCAGUAAAUCGACGACGAAACGGAGACUCUACGAUCAAGGACUGGACCAGCAAAUUCAAGAGCAACAGUCCUCAGCCAUGAACCGUCUCAAUUCCAUACAACGGGCACGUGCGCCAACCGGUCGAUCAACACCACCAAUUUCCAUAGCGCAAGCACGGUCUGCCACCAAUCUCAGCGAUCGCUUCGCUAGAGGGCCAGGCUUCCGCUCAGAUAGCCCAAACUCGCUCCAAUACCCGGGCGUGAGCAGGAAUAACUCCUCUGGUGCGUCGAGUCCCGUCCUCGCUCGUCCACAAUCGCCGGCUCUGGCGAGUCCCGUCAUUAGCGACAGCGAGGAGGCACACACUCUCAAUGCAGCACUUCAGCCCAAUGAUCGAGGCAAGGCCACGGCCAUGGGAACUUUCAAUAAACCUAAGGCAGCUUUUAGCGAAGAGCAAUAUGCAGAGCGCUUGCGCCAUAUGCAACAGGACCGCGAAGGACGCAGCACACCGACUAAUAAAGUCGAAAAGUCCCCGCCGCGCAAGCCUACUUUGAGAGAGCGUGCAGAACAGCAGAGGCGCAAGCGAGCUGAAAGUGACGCAAAGGAGCGGUCGAGCUCUGAGUCGACUGCUGAGCCCAGUCAAGCACCGUCUGCAUUCUCCAGGUUUCAAGCUGCCGCAAGCCAAAUGAGAACCGCAGGCCCAGCAACACCGAGCUCACCACCAACACAACGUCUCCCAGAAGUCCCACGUCAGCGCUCAGAUAGCAACAAGGCAACUUUCUUCAGCUCGCCCGAUUCCAGUGAUGCAGAGGAAGAGGCCCCCAAACCGACGGUUCCUCAUCCGAUGGAGCCCACCCGCCGAUUUGACAACCUUCCUGUGGCGACUGGACCUGCACCUUCAAUAUUUGAGCAUCCUGCUCUCCGCUCUCGAACAACAUCUGAGGAAGAAGUAUCUCGGACAGGUCCUGCGUCGUACAGCCCUGCGCUAACCCAAGAAGCGUCUCCUCGUCCUGAUGAGACGGUCAAGGUGGACGGUACGGAGGUUGACUCCCCAACAUUAGGUCCUGACAACGGCGGACUCAGUGGAAUGAUACGGCAGCACCUCCGUAACAUGAGCAAUGUGUCUUCAAACUACGGUGAACCAGGCCCACCAAUGAUGAGCCCACCGAUGGGACUUGCCAUCCAUACGCAAGAGUUCGGCCUCCAACGCCGCCAGCCAGGAUCCGAAUCAGUCACACCCGCACCAUCGACCUACAGCCAUUCCAACCCAUGGGACUUGGAUGACAUUGACAACCCGUACCGCGACGAGAGUGGCAAGAUGAACUCAGAAGAUUCGAUCAACGGACAGGAUGCGACACCUCUUGUCAUGAGCGCUACCGAACCAAAUCCUGCGGCUCCUUGGGACCUUACUCCGCGAAGGACCCACGAACGAAUUGCCAGCAAUGAGACAGAGGCUGACCACGAGGCUUUCCAGCGGGAUCUCGCCCAGAGGCAGCGCUUAAUACAGGAAAGCCUUCGUGCAAGGGCUGAAGGUCGGUCAACAAGCCCAGCACCUGGCGGACCCUCAGGCGGAUUGAAGACUGCUUUGAACAUGCUCCGUGCAAAGUCGAGCCGGGAAUCAUUCGCCACAGUUGAUGUUUCAAACAAAUCGGUGAGGAAGCUUGCUCUUGGGGGAACUUCAGCGAAUGUUAGCAGCACCUCGCUCGUUGGCCUUCAAGGUGACGUGCCUCCACUGCGACCAAAGCAGUCUCGAGUACUGCAGCAAAGUGAGCAGGACGCACAACGAGAGUUGGAACAUCGACAGCGAUCAGCAACAGAAAGCAGCCGGACUGGUCGCCCAACAGGCAGGUCUCCACAAGCAUCGACCAGAAGUUCAACACGAGAGCGCUCAAGCUCAGGAACAUCAUCAGGCCGCUCUCGAAGCCGCCCUCGCCCUGAUCAAUACCGUGACGAUCUCGAUCAGGCGAUGACCGAGGGAUCCCGUGGCGCGUAUCCUCCUAAUACAAUGCCAUCACUUCCUGGUUACGUCGCUCAUCCAACACCCCCACUUCCUGCUGAAAGGCCAUCACUGGAUUCUCAGGGUCGUAUGCGAUCGCGUAGCAACAGUAAAACUGCUGCAGCAAAUUACUUCGAAUCCAAGCAUCUUCACCCCAUCCAAACCAACACUGGAUCAAGCCAGAACUCUCGCCUCCCUCCUCCACAAGGCAAGUUCUCCCCGGGAAUACCAAUUUCUCCACGACCGUCCCCAGGUGGCUUCAAUAAUGGCAGCGCCAACGCCUUCUCGCACCCAACCUCUCCAGUACCUCCGUUCUCCGCCAACCAUACUCCUCCCGUCUCAAACCCCACCACUCCCAGCACAACUGCUUUCAACCCAAGUACUGUGCAGCCAUUGACUAAGACUGGAGUGCUACGGAAGAAGUCAAUCGCGAAGUCUGAGAUUUCAGAGCCUGUCUUUCUCUCCACAACAUCUUCUAUUGACACGAUCAACCUUCCAGCUGGUGCUUCUCUGAAGAAUGGUAUGGAGAAUGACGCACCGCCCGUUCCGCCAAUCAACCCUAUGAGGAGACGUUUUGGAUUCGGUCGCGGUGAGAGUUCAAGCCCGACAGGACCAUCACCUUACGAUCCUGCCGUACAGCCUGGUAUGGAGGCACCGCGAGCCCCUUACGGCGAGCCCCUCCGCACAAACUCGUCUGACGGACUGAUGAACCAGUCCCAGCAACCAAAAGGCAGGUUGCGUAAGGCGUCAAGCGAAGGCAGAAGUCUACGUGGAAACGCCCAGAGCCAGUUUGGACCAUCUCCAGCUAUGCCUCAAAACGGGUUCACUAUGCGCAACAACUCGCCUCCACGUCCUACAAACGGCCCUGCUGGUAGCCAACAGCCUAUGGAAGGAGGCAUGUUUUAG
Molecule: messenger RNA, 3672 nt
Organism: Alternaria postmessia
Lineage: Eukaryota; Fungi; Ascomycota; Dothideomycetes; Pleosporales; Pleosporaceae
Exons: 1
Coding region: 1-3672 (1223 amino acids)
Source: RefSeq, a predicted model, not a curated record